AUGCACCUGCUCUACCAAAAGAGGCCCGACAACGCGCCAGCGCAGAAAAUUCUCGCAGCAGCCGCGUACGCGGGAGUGGCGAUUACCGCUGAGCCAUGUGACGAAAACAAGGCUAGCGCCGAUCCUGACUUCCUCAACUACUGCGACCCAUGUGGCGAGUACCCUGUGCUCGAGCUCGAAGACAGCUCUGGUGUCUGCGUGUUUGGCACCAAUGCGAUCCUGCGCUAUGUGGCGCGCAUGCAAGAUGAGGGGUCGGUGCACCCCUACGGUCGCACACCGUUUGAGGCGAGUCAGGUGGACAUGUGGAUCGACUUUUCUAGCACGGAGAUCGACGCGGCAAACAUGCCGUACAUCCGUAUGGCGUACGAGAAGGACACCAGUGACGUCCCGGCGGACGCCCUCGACAAGGUGAAGGCUGUGUUGGCUGGACUGGAAGAAGUGCUGAGCGUGCGCACCUUUCUCGUUGGCGAGCGCCUGUCCAUUGCCGAUCUGGCCGUCGCCUUCUCCAUCCAGUGGGUGUACCGCUGCAACCGCAAGCAUGGCCACACCCUCGCCAAGGAGUACCGUGCCGUGUACCGUCACUACAACACAGUGAUGCGCCACCCCAAGAUUCUCGCCGUGAUGCGCCGGGAGGGCGCAGCACUCGGGCCUUUGCGCAACUAG
Leishmania braziliensis MHOM/BR/75/M2904 is the source of this 663-nucleotide messenger RNA. Its product is annotated as putative elongation factor 1-gamma. Gene Ontology annotation, biological process: translational elongation. The record is from RefSeq and is a predicted model, not a curated record. The coding region runs from base 1 to 663 and encodes 220 amino acids. Gene Ontology annotation, cellular component: nucleus; cytoplasm. The transcript has a single exon. Lineage: Eukaryota; Euglenozoa; Kinetoplastea; Trypanosomatida; Trypanosomatidae.